UAUUAUAGUCCAGCAAUCAAAACCCUUCUCUUCCGUAUCAAAACCGCGAUCUCAGUCCAGAGCUUUUUUAAUUUAAUAUCUUAAAAAAUGAGGAAACUUUCUCAAAGAUCAGAGAGAGUAAAAUCCGUAGAUCUCCAUCCAACAGAACCAUGGAUUCUAGCAAGUUUGUAUUCUGGAACUCUGUGUAUCUGGAACUACCAGUCACAGACCAUGGCUAAGUCAUUUGAGGUCACUGAGUUGCCAGUUAGGUCGGCCAAGUUUGUUGCUCGCAAACAAUGGGUUGUUGCUGGAGCUGAUGACAUGUUUAUUCGUGUAUAUAAUUACAACACAAUGGAUAAGGUCAAAGUUUUUGAGGCACAUACUGAUUACAUUAGAUGUGUGGCUGUCCAUCCUACUCGUCCAUAUAUAUUGUCAUCAUCUGAUGAUAUGCUCAUAAAACUCUGGGACUGGGAGAAGGAUUGGGUGUGUACUCAGAUAUUUGAGGGUCACUCUCAUUAUGUUAUGCAAGUGACUUUUAAUCCCAAAGACACUAACACUUUUGCCAGUGCAUCUCUAGACCGUACCAUAAAGAUUUGGAAUCUUGGCUCCCCCAACCCAAACUUUACUUUGGAUGCCCAUCAGAAAGGUGUAAAUUGUGUUGAUUAUUUUAGUGGUGGUGAUAAGCCCUAUCUAAUCACCGGUUCUGAUGAUAACACUGCUAAGGUAUGGGACUACCAAACCAAGAGUUGUGUUCAGACAUUGGAAGGUCACACACACAAUGUUUCUGCAGUUUGUUUCCAUCCUGACCUUCCAAUUAUCAUUACUGGUUCUGAGGACGGGACAGUUCGUAUCUGGCAUGCUACCACUUAUAGGCUUGAAAAUACACUGAAUUAUGGCCUUGAAAGAGUUUGGGCACUUGGAUCUAUGAAAGGUUCAAGGAGGAUUGUGAUUGGGUAUGACGAAGGAACUAUUAUGGUGAAAAUUGGUCGUGAAGUACCUGUAUCAAGCAUGGACGACAGUGGAAAAAUCAUAUGGGCUAAGCACAAUGAAAUUCAAACUGUGAAUAUUAAGAGUGUAGGGACAAAUAUUGAGGUUACUGAUGGAGAAAGGUUGCCCUUGACUGUUAAGGAAUUGGGGACUUGUGAUCUAUACCCUCAAAGCUUAAAGCAUAACCCAAAUGGGAGGUUUGUUGUUGUCUGUGGAGAUGGUGAGUAUAUCAUAUAUACAGCUUUGGCUUGGAGAAAUAGGUCAUUUGGUUCAGCAUUGGAAUUCAUUUGGUCACCUGAUGGAGAGUAUGCUGUUAGAGAGAGCACAUCUAAGAUUAAGAUUUUCAGCAAAAAUUUCCAGGAAAAGAGGAUUGUCCGGCCAACCUUCUCUGCAGAGCAUAUUUUUGGAGGCACUUUACUAGCAAUGUGCUCCAGUGAUUUUAUUUGUUUUUACGAUUGGGCUGAAUGCAGGAUGAUUCGUCGAAUUGAUGUUACUGUGAAAAAUCUAUACUGGGCUGAUAGUGGUGAUUUGGUGGCAAUUGCCGGCGAUACAUCUUUCUAUAUCCUUAAAUACAAUCGGGAUGUGGUUUAAUCUUACUUAGAUAGUGGAAGACAAGUUGAUGAACAAGGGGUUGAGGAUGCAUUUGAACUUCUUCAUGAAACCAAUGAACGGGUCAGGACUGGCAUAUGGGUUGGGGACUGUUUCAUUUACAACAACACUUCAUGGAGACUUAAUUACUGUGUUGGUGGAGAGGUGACCACAAUGUUUCAUUUGGAUCGUCCUAUCUACUUGUUGGGAUAUCUUGCAAGCCAAAGUCGGGUAUAUUUGAUAGACAAAGAGUUUAAUGUUAUGGGUUAUACAUUACUUCUCAGCCUGAUUGAGUACAAGACCCUUGUGAUGCAAGGAGACUUGGAAAGGGCCAAUGAAAUAUUACCUUCAAUUCCUAAGGAACACCAUAAUAGUGUGGCUCAGUUCCUGGAAUCACGAGGUAUGAUAGAGGAUGCUCUAGAAGUUGCUACUGACCCUGAUUACAGAUUUGAUCUUGCCAUGCAGCUUGGCAAACUAGAGAUUGCUAAGGAAAUAGCCACAGAAGCUCAGAGCGAGUCUAAAUGGAAGCAGUUGGGAGAAUUGGCUAUGUCAACUGGAAAGCUUGCAAUGGCUGAGGAAUGCAUGAAACAUGCGAUAGGCCUGAGUGGUUUAUUGCUGCUUUAUUCCUCUUUGGGAGAUGCCGAAGGAAUAUCAAGGCUAGCAUCCCUUUCUAAAGAGCAAGGGAAGAACAAUGUUGUUUUCCUUUGUUUAUUCAUGCUGGGUAAAUUGGAGGACUGCCUCCAACUUUUGGUGGAAAGCAAUCGGAUACCUGAGGCAGCUCUUAUGGCACGAUCUUAUCUUCCAAGCAAGGUUUCAGAGAUAGUGACUAUUUGGAGAAAAGACCUCAACAGGGUUAACCCAAAAGCUGCUGAAUCUUUGGCCAAUCCUCAAGUGUAUCCAGGCAUGUUUGAGAAUUGGAAAGUUGCUCUUGAUGUUGAAACUAGAGUGCGAGAGAAAAGGGGUGUUUAUCCUCCUGCAGCAGACUAUUUGAAACAUGCUGAUAGAUCAUGGCUGACACUUGUGGAGGCUCAUGAAAAUGGUGACCUUAAUCAUGUGGCUGCAGAACAAAAUGGAGAUGAUGGUAGCCAAGAGGAGGCUGUUGUUGUGGAUGCAUUUAGUGAGACUGCAGUACUUUUUAAUAGUAACGAGCCUGAAGAAGAGUGAGGUACGAAUAAAGAAGGAGCCCUGUGAACCCAAAAGCAAUUGGUUGACGCAGUGUAAAACCGAAACUUUUGUCUCUGCACUAUUCAUAACACCUACUGCCAGCUAAAUCCUGAAGAGUUUUCCAAACUUGUUUCUCUCAUGAGUCUUUGGAAUUAGUUCUUACAGCAGAUCACUAGGUUCCAGGAAGCCAUUUAAUCCGGGGGCCAUUCAGCUCGGAUUUAAGGUGAGAAACCAUUAUUAUAAUCAUUAUUAAUCUUUAAAGGAGAAAGCAGUAUCAGUCAUAUGGGUUAAAAUACACAUCACAACGUUUACAGCGAAUCUCUUAUCUCCUUGGAAUUCUCAUACUCGUGUCAUUAUUACUGUUCUUAAUUUGUUAUUAUUGAACUAUAGCAGAGUUUGAAUUAGAAGCUAGAAAGAUUUUACUGAGGGACUGAUUUAUCUUUGCAUUCCCGGUGAUUUGGAUCUGUCAAGCGCAUUGUUUGAACAUACAAGUGCUGAGUUAGCUUUCAAAGGACAAUUUUAUUACUUUCUCUUAACUUUUAGCAUAUUCUUUGGAGGCAUUAUCACAAUUGUUUUUUUUUUUUUUUUUUGAGGCGCGUGCCACUGUGAAUGUAGAAAGAAAACUGAGAAUUAGUGAUGAUUUUACCCAAUUCAGUCCACUUUUCUUGUUUUAAAUCUUA
Gossypium raimondii (Peruvian cotton) is the source of this 3398-nucleotide messenger RNA. RefSeq names its product coatomer subunit beta'-1. Gene Ontology annotation, molecular function: structural molecule activity; protein binding. Gene Ontology annotation, biological process: intra-Golgi vesicle-mediated transport; endoplasmic reticulum to Golgi vesicle-mediated transport; retrograde vesicle-mediated transport, Golgi to endoplasmic reticulum. Gene Ontology annotation, cellular component: COPI vesicle coat. The record is from RefSeq and is a predicted model, not a curated record. The transcript has 25 exons. NCBI's taxonomy places the organism in Eukaryota, Viridiplantae, Streptophyta, Magnoliopsida, Malvales, Malvaceae.